Coregonus sp. 'balchen' is the source of this 33987-nucleotide messenger RNA. Lineage: Eukaryota; Metazoa; Chordata; Actinopteri; Salmoniformes; Salmonidae. The record is from the annotation of a GenBank genome assembly.
CUCUGUGCGUAGUGUUCAGACGCUGUCAUUACCAUUUUUACUUCCUGGUCUAGUACGCAGCAGUGAGAGCGAGCGUGCAGGCAUUCACAGCGUAUCUGUGGCAGUGGGACCCUGGGAGCAAGAGAGCUCCACUCACUGUACGAUCAUCAGCUCAAUACAAACAUAACUUCUCAAGGUAACUGACACGUCUUGAAGGAAAACAGGAGAAAGACACCGGAAACCCUGAGAGGCAACCAUAGUGAACUUGGACAGGGAGAAGGAAAAGGUACUGGACCCUCAUUUGAAACUUAUUUUAUGCUCAUAUUUCGUAAACCUAGUGUGCACUUUUGUCUAUAUUGUGAGAGCAUAGUCGAUUCCGUAAAAAUGGUUGACGACUUCUUUAGAAGUCUUCCAUAUCGAUUUUCCAGCUAUUUAAAGUAAUUUUGCACAACUCGUGAAAAUGUGCAUGGAAUUAUCAGGUAGAGUCAGACCAUGACAUUUUGUGAUGGUGUUGAUUUCUCAGUAAAGUAGAAUCUUUUGAAUUAACAACAUUGUUGGGGGGUAUUUCCUUGUUUAAUUGCAUUGAGGUUAUAAUGAAGAAACUGUCAAGGAUCCGGACACUUUUCCCCAUUUGUUAGAUUCAGUUAAGUGAAAUGGGGACCCGUUAUUUGUAAAGCUGAACCCAGGUGGGCGGUGAGGGACCACGCUUGGCUGAUUCCAGGCAGCAGCAGCAGUUAGUGUCAAGUUCUGAGGGUUUCUGCCGGGUGGGGAGCGAACAAUGCUCCAGCAAGAGUUGGGCAAUGAAUAGGCAGAAGGGGAUUCUUCAGGACAUCAGCAAACUACUGCACUCUCAGUGUUUGAAGAAUAUUUGUGUGCUUGGGUGAUGUGUAUCUAUCACUCUCUCUAUCUCUCUCUCUCUCUCUCUCUCUCUCUCUCUGUCACACACACACCUCAAACUAAUAUUUGAACUAAAAACUCAAAUCAAGUACCUUGAAGGAGUUGCAUUGCACAGUGAACACAGUGAUGUAACAGGUAGGCCUAACUGCCAAAAUAAUGACAACACUUGAGUAAAUGAGGGAUACAAAGUGUAUUGAAAGUAGGUGCUUCCACACAGGUGUGAUUCCUGAGUUAAUUAAGCAAUUAACAUCCCAUCAUGUAUUAAAAAUGCUGGGCAGGCCAUUAUUUUGGCUACCAUGGCUAUGCCCCCAUAGGGCACGAGUGGUCACUGAAUGGUUUGAUGAGCAUGAAAACGAUGUAAACCAAAUGCCAUGUCCAUUUCAGUCACCAGAUAUCAACCCAAUUUAACACUUAUAGGAGAUUCUGGAUCGGCGCCUGAGACAGUGUUUUCCACCACCAUCAACAAAACACCAAUGAUGGAAUUUCUCAGGGAAGAAUGGUGUCGCAUCCCUCCAAUAGAGUUCCAGAGACUUGUAGAAUCUAUGCCAAGGUGCAUUGAAGCUGUUCUGGUUCGUGGUGGCCCAACGCUCUAUUAAGACACUUUAUGUUGGUGUUUUCUUUAUUUUGGCAGUUACUCUGUAGCUCAGCUGGUAGAGCACGGCGCUUGUAACGCCAAGGUAGUGGGUUCGAUCCCCGGGACCACCCAUACGUAAAAAUGUAUGCACGCAUGACUGUAAGUCGCUUUGGAUAAAAGCGUCUGCUAAAUGGCAUAUUAUUAUUAUUAUUAUUAUUAUUAUUAUUAUUAUUAUUAGUCCAUCAUGUAACUUUCCCCUUGCAGAUCAGUACCCACCUCUUCCUCAACCAACAAAUGUAUGACACUGACACAGAAGUGACCUGUUGCUGAUUAGGCUAGUGAUCUCUUUUGUAACAAAACUCAAAUGUUGGUAUUGCUGGGUUAGUUCUAAAAACUUAUGGUAAGAAUCUGUCACUAAAAUGAUUGAUGUUUUGUUUAUAUUGUGAAUGCCCUUCAUAUCCAAUAGUUUCACCAUGAUUUGUAAGUCGCUCUGGAUAAGAGCGUCUGCUAAAUGAUGAUGUAAAUGUAGGGCUGGGCAGUGUUUGAUCAGCAUGUGAGGUCUCUCAACGGACUGAGGCGAAUGGACAAGUCUGUGGUCUGUCGUUGUCUGGGUGUGUAGUAUGAGAAAUAUGAAACUAAAGACUUAAACUGCCUCAUACGUAAAAAUGUAUGCACACCUGACUGUAAGUCGCUUUGGAUAAAAGCGUCUGCUAAAUGGCAUAUUAUUAUAUAUUAUAUUAUGUUCUUCUGUACACUCUCUAGAGUUGCUGACUGACUCAGCGAGCCCAAGCCAGCUCUCACAAAAUAUUGUCUUCGACUAGGGCUCAUUUUCAGAGUGCGCAUCCUUGGCUGUCUGACAAGCCUAGUUGUUUAUGUUCCCACUUUUCAUCUCCAGAUUGUUUAUUUGGGAGAAACUGAAAGAGGAAUGCCUCUCCACCAAAGACAGUGUUUAGACUGAGAUCCCUUCCUUUAUUCUCCAUAUUAUUUUUAUCACUUCAUCUGUUGUUUGUUGUGCAAGGCUUAACGUGGGGGAGUCAUGUAAAUGGAGCUUGCUUUUCUACGCCACUUCUGAGGGAGUGACUGCUGUCAGGGCGAUACAAGUAUCUAGGCCAUGUGCUGCAUGAGCUCCCAGCUUUCCCUUAGUGUUGAUGUGUUUACAUUAUAGUAAAGAGGCCACACUCCCCUACUCGAAUAGGACUGAAAUGACAAAUGAGACAUCAAAAGAGUAAGUCUAAUAUCAGAGAGGAGUGACAGGAAGAGUAGACAAUCCUAGUGGUUUCUUCAGAGGAGCACACUGAGGGUGGUGUUAGGAGCUGAGCAGGGGACUGAGCAGCGUUUCUUAGAGUGAGCCUUUACAUUGAGCAAGUCAUAUGGGUUUGAUUAGUGUGGCCUAUUCUGCCUGUCUGUACAGUUCCUGGCAGGGUCACUAUACAUAGUCUGCAAAAACGUACUUUUCACUGCCUUCUCCAAUAUGUUGAAAAGCUUACGGUCCAGACUACAUUAUGACUUUGGCCCACCCUGAAAUUGCAAUUUACAAUCCCCUGUCUAAUGUCUCUUCUACUGUUGUCCACAAAUACCUCCAUGUCUUGCUUUUAAAAAGCACUCUGACCACAUUGUAAUUGUGCUGUAUACAGCCCAUUCCAAUUCCUGAACUCGCCAUUGCCACAAUCAGGCAUUCAAAUUGGUCAGAGGUACUCAUCUAAGGAAAUGAUAAAAGUGUCUGCUAAAUGGAAUAUAUUAUAUAUAUAUUAUAAAAUGCUAACAGUACUUACAGCAUUAUGGUUGUAUUGGUCGAAUGACAAACACAACAAUAUAUUUUUCCGAAAAGACCCGCAAAGACAUAUGACAAAAUCACUUUCAACAAAUUGUAUAAAUUCACAAAUGACCAGAUUUUUGUCAUGUUUCUUAAUUGAGCAAUGGUUUAGUGAGUGUAGAGAGAACUUGAAGACAGUCAGUAAAGCUUUUAAGCAGCCUUGUUUAAAAUCACAAAGGCAAUGAUAGGGGGUCCGAUUAUGUGGGCUUUGUUUAAAUAAACAAGAUGAGAAAUAGUUUUAAUGAAAACAUUUGAUAUCUUGCUGCAAGUCUAAUAACCCCACAAUAAAAUGAGACUCCAACAACAAGUAAUGAAAAUAAAGGAGAGUUUGGCCAAGCAGGAAAUGACUGAAAAAAGCCUGGAGGGAGGGAGGGCUGUGGAGAUGGAGAGGGGUUUACAGUUGCUCCACAUUUAAGGGAAGUGGGAACACAAAGCCGCCUCACUGUUUUAGGACCCCAUUCCGUACGGUACUGUACCGUGAACCGCUGCUCUGCUGUACUGGGACCCAGGGAAACCAGAGGCACAUUAAGCCUCCAUCUAUCCCAGUCACCUCUCUCUGUCAGCUACGUCUGUAGAUUGUAUGGUAGUCAGCAUUAUCUGAUUAUGAGCAGACUAUUAGUGUGAAAAGCUUCAGCUGCUCAUUUUCAGAUGGGCCGGGUCAGAGAGAAAUAGUUUGUCUCACUUGUGCUUGAACAAAUGGAUCAUUAUUCAUUAGCUAGAUGAAUUAAUGUAUGGAGUAGGAAGAUACAACAUGGCAAAGCUUCAGGCCAGGCGGUCUCUGGAACUGGAUGUGUACAAUGGUCUACAGAACUCAGAACAUUCCAAAACAAAAAUAUUUCCUCUGAAAGCAGUCAGAGAGAGGUGAACCUUAAUCCAGGCACAGAGAAAGCUUACAUUUUUUCAGAAGGCGCAAAGAUUCUUGUUUCUCUCACUCCCUCUCUCUCACUGUCUCUCUACACACACACACUUAGUAUUUAAGCAUGGCUAUCCCAGCUCUCUCCCGUCUCUCUUUCAGCCCCUUGAGCUUUGUACUCCCUUUUUCAUAUUUGUUUUGUCAGGAGGCAACUUGUUCCCUCACUCUCGUCGCCAAAUCGUUUCCCAUCUGCUUCCGGUUACCUUUGCCUGCAGUUGGUUUGCCGCCAGCCAUCUGGGCCAGUGUGGCUUCUUCUCUGUUCUCUGCCCAGACAUACUCAGAGAAUGAUAGAGGCAGGGUAGGCAGUGUGGCUCGAGGGAAGGUUAUCAAAGAUUGGGUUUGGACCUCUCAAUGACAUUGCCAAAAAGGCUUAGGAACAAAAGUCACAAUGUUACUGUAAAUAGGACUCCUCCUCAUCCAGGAUUUUAACUCCUCUGUACACUUCAAAGUGUGAUGGGGGAUGGGACAUCUUCAGCGUUGUGAUGUAAUAAUAACCAAUGUUGCUUUUUUAAAGGUAAUUUUUGAUCUCCCAAAAAAGCCUGAUCUAUGGCUAAUGGCCUAUUCUCGCUGUGUGUGUCUGCCUCUUCCCUGUGAUGUGGCCAGGCCACAUGAGGCCCACAGUGAGUGUGGAAGUAACCCGCUGCUUGUCUCAAAUUGGGUAAUUGUCCCCCACAGCCACUGACAUAACACCCACUUCCAGCUCCUCUCAGCCUAAGCACAGCGUUUUAAAAGAUCAAUGCCUUCCUUUCUCUUUCCGGUGAGCAGACGACUAAAAGAGACACAGGGCCCCCAGGUCGAGACUUGCUUACCCUGGUCAUCAGAUUGUCAGCCAGUGUUUUCCUGUGACGGGGAAUGAUUGAUCAGCUGAAUACGCAGGGGGAGUAGGCUGUUCGUGAGGCACUGACUACAGACUAGAUAUAUUUGUGUUGUCAGAUGGGGACCAUUUGGGUCAGGGGGAUCUCAUGCUCUCUCUCUCUCUCCCUCCCCCAAUCUCCCCUCACACUAACCUGUUUCUCUUCCACAGGGAGGCCACAGUACAUUAUAGACUCCGCUGUUGCUGCUGCUGUACUCAGAGACAGUCUCUCCAUCAGAAUCUUCCUCUGACUGUGGUCCUACCAGAGAGAGAAGCAGAGAGGCUGUGUGUCCAGAGCUCUCCAGUCUGGUCUCUAGAGGUCUAUCCUGCUGCUAUGGCCCGUGAGUGCGCUGCGUCCCACUGGUGAGCGAGGGGCAUCAGAGGGCAGAAGACAUGUUGGGACAGAGGCCUGGGGACCGCACUGAAGCUUGCUGUAGUAACCAUGGAAACGGUAUGGAGGAACUUGGCCUGCAUUGUUGUCAUCAUCGUCAUGGUUGCCACCGAGGUCGCAGAAAGUCAGACUGCUGAAAAGUUCACCCAGUCACACGGUGAGCAGAGAUCGGGCCGACUAAUUUCUUCUCUUUUGUUUGACAUAAAUGGAAAUGUUUAACUGUGUCAAUGUUUGUCAUGAAUACACAGUUUGAUUAUAUUGUUAUUGCUGUCAUAUUCAUUGGGGAAUUGGUAUUAUUCCCUCUCCUGAACUGUAAAAGUGGUUCAACAUUUCCAGUCACCUAAGUCCAACAGAGGUAAAGGACCAGUUCAAUUAACUCUUCCAUACAAUGUGGAGGGCCUACUCUGAGCUGAGCAACACUCCAGGGCAGAGGCCCUGCUGAACCUGAACCCUGCUCUCACAAAUCAACUCCAGAGACGGAGAGCCACGCGCCCCCCUCACCUCUCCUCAGCCAGGCCAAUCCCCUUUAGGCUCGGACAUAAAUACCCAGAGUGUCCAUGACAGAACAAGGCACUGAUUGUGUAUUUCUUAUGCUUAACCUCUGCACCCUGUAAGUCAUCUGUUUCCAAUAGUCUGCCACACUACUUCCUUGAAAACCACUACAGGCCCAUUCAUUAAUCUCCUCUGUUUAAACAAUGCUCUAGAAGGACACCUUUCUAACCCAAAACUGAAACCAGCUCCAUUGAUGGACGGUAAUCAAUUUUAUGAGUUUAUGAGUGGUCCUCUGUAGCUCAGCUGGUAGAGCACGGCGCUUGUAACGCCAGGGUAGUGGGUUCGAUCCCCGGGACCACCCAUACACAAAAAUGUAUGCACGCAUGACUGUAAGUCGCUUUGGAUAAAAGCGUCUGCUAAAUGGCAUAUUAUAUUAUUAUAUUAUCAUAUUAUGAGUUAUCAUUUGUCACAAAUAUUCACUGGAAAAUGCAACAAGUAGGUUAAUGCUUAAUUUGUUAAUGCUGUGAAAUUCAAUCAGGACAGGCUGUUUAGUACAGUACGUCUGGUGUUAUACAUUUCAGCACCACUGUUAGAUUCCUCCAUGCUAGUCACGUCUCCUACAAUGGAUAUUGACUCCUGGUCAAGCGUUAGUUGUUAUCUAACUGAGAAUGGUAACCUCUUUAAGUCAUUCUAGAUUAAAACCUUCAAUGAAAACAGAGAAUGAGAAAAUGGGGGGCAUGAAAUCUGCUUGUAUUUGCUGCAGCACUUCAUGACAAGCUGCAGAGUAUAUUUGGCUUGUCUUUGUGUUUAUUUAAAAGAAGGAGAGGACAAAUAUGCAGACAUGGCGUAGUUGGAGAGUUGGGGUUUUUCUGAAAAAAUAUUUCUUUGAAAUAAGCGAAUAAUGAGGUAGUGGCAUUAAGUCAUUUAGUUCAGUGUUAUUAAACCAUUGCAUGGAGUGUAUAUAUAACCUUUCCCUCGGACUGAGACUGAGGCUCCGCACCGCAGUCUCAUAACUCAGCCAGUCAACUGUCCCAGGCAGAGGCGUGACCGACAGACAUAUAGACAGACAGACAGGCCGACAGACAGACAGGCCGACAGACAGACAGGGAGACAUGGUGGGAGACAGACACGGCGGGAGACAGACACGGCGACAGAGAGGGAGACAUAGAGGGGGGACAGACACAGGCAGACAGACAGACAGACAGGGUGACAGACAGAUACACAGAUAUGGAGACAGACAUUAAGACAGACAUGGAAACAGGAAGGGAGACAGGGAGACAGGGAGCGAGAAAGACAGGCAGCCAGAGCUGAGAGCAGAGUUAUGAGCAGAGGAACUGCUGACAGGGCCCUAUGGUGACGGAGGCAGAGAUUGACUUUUUCAGCCAGGCAUGGAUGAGAGAGAGAGAAGUCCCUCUCUGGGAAUGCUUCAGUAAAAAGGGCCACUGUUCUCAUUUCCCUCUUUUUUUUAAAGAGGCUAAUUAAAGGUUCCUUUCUUCUAAAAGCUAAAAUAAAGCGAACCCUAGGUAGUGCUUAAUGACAGUUUAUUUUACAGAAGGUGAGCGCUCUGCAGACCUUUAUUCUUUUAUGUGUCUCUCUCUGUUACCGGUUGGGUUUAUUGGUGAGUAAUGAUAGUUUCCUCCUCUUCCUGGUGAUUAGAGAAAUGGUUCACCCUGUGGUGCUUUCCAUCAGUUGUAGGUGACCUGGGAGAGGAUCAGACGCCACGCGACCCUUCAGACCAGACUAGGACCUACUGUACGCUUAUACUGUGUUUAGCCAACUUCACUCCCCUAUUUUCCAUUGUACCAGCCAUAUUUCCCCUUUGAAGUACCCUGCACAUCUGGGCACAGUGCAUUGGGAGGGGGCUGGCUGCAGAAUGGUAGCCUUAUGAAAGCAGUGGUAGAGCCAAGUCAGCCCACUAGCUGCCUCACUCAUUAAUUAGACAGGCUUAUCAGGUUGCUGGACAGAUUACUGCUGCGCUGCAGAGAGAGAGAGAGCCAUUGCACAGAGCAGGCAGGGCACGAGGAGCAGCUGUAUAGCUGUGGAACCACAGAGGGAUGGAGAGAGGGAGGAGGGGAGAGUAGGGGUAGAGUACACUUUUUAAACUAGGCCUCAUUAAGUCCUUCCAAAUAUUUGAAUGGUCUACUUUAUCUGACCGCUGGCCUCCGAGUCACCUCCAGUCCUCCAUGAGGCUUUCCUGUGCCAGAUACUUUUGCCCCUGUGAAAAUACCAUGAAAAUACGACUUUUUAUGUGGAUCAAUUGUCUGAAAUGUUGUAGGAGAGGAAUUCAAAGCUCCUAUAACUGACUGUUGCAGAAUGUGCUGAAGGAUGUGAAAUGGAGUUGGGAGGGGGCUGGGGGGCUGUAAUGGUGCUUGCUGUUUAUUUAAGCUGGCCUGGCCACAUAAACAGAGGCUGGGUCUGGACUCACGGUACAGACACUAAUCCCUGCCUGUUUACUCUGUGGGGAGGGCUGUUUCUCCACAAAACAAGGCAAAAGGCCUUGAUGAAAACUGGGCUCAUUUCUGUUGACCUUUCCCCUGUUAGUGCAGUGUUUGGAGCGCCAUGUUUGGACAAUAAAUCUCCGGGCCCGCAGCCAGAGACAGGAAGUAUAGGAUUUCAGGGUUGCCAUGGAGACAGCCUUGGGAGGGAUAGCGUGGACUGAGAAGUCCUCAAGAAUCCCACUAGUCACUACUGACUCUGGCCUGUCCUCAUGAGCUUUAAAGCCAUGAUGAUAAUGCACAUACUGUAUAUUCAACCAAAGUUUAUUUGUAAUGUCAGUGUUUGUGCUCUGUCUCCUCUCUCUGUCUCUCUCCAGCUACGUUCCUGUCCAGCCUGGGCCAGUAUGAGAUUGCCAUCCCGGUUCGCGUGGGGCCGCAGGGCGAGACCCUGGACACAGACGAUGGGGGUGCAGACAGCCCCAACCACCAUCGGCGGAGCCGCCGCAGUGCUGAGGACCAGCAACAGGACCUGUCCCAGCUGUACUACCAGCUCUCUACCCCCACAACCAACUUUCUUCUCAACCUGACCCUGCAGGGGGGCCUGCUGUCCCGUCAGUUCCGUGUGGAGUACUGGAGGAGGGGACGUCUGGCCUGGAGCCACCCUUACGCCCUUCAGUGUCUCUAUGUAGGCCACCUGCAAGAUCAGCCCCACUCUAGCAAGGUGGCUCUCAGCAACUGUAAUGGCCUGGUAAGAAUUUGUUGUCCUUGGCCUCAAGGGACCCAGGGCUAAUGGAGCUCCAGUGGAAUCCUCUCCCUCUCAGUGUAACAUUAUGAUUCUGUGUACUAGGAUAGCUCUGACCCUGGAUCCUGGACUAGACCAGGGCACCUGUCUGGACCACAUGCUAUUCUGGAGCAGUAAUGCACCUGUGUAAACAAGGGAUUACCAAAGCCCAUUGUUAUCACCAGACUUCCCCUGCUGGUCACAACUCAUAACGUCACUAAGGCAUGUUCACAGCUGGACGUCCAGACCAUUCAGUAGCCAGCUAUCACCUCCGCCCACGGCAGACCCUUUUGAAAUAAUGAAAUCAGUCAAAUGACACAAUUCCAAUGAAAUUGACACAUGAAAGCAUUCUCCUUAUCCAUCUAUUAUUGUGAUCCCUUUACAGCUAAUAAAUAAUUGGGCCCAAAAUAACAGGGGUAAAUACAACCAAGGAUUAAAUCUGCUCACAAAGUGUUAAUAAGCCCCACACAUAAUUACUUGUGGUCAGACUAGCAUAACUUAAUUCAGCAGGGAAUCCGCUGUGUGUCCACGAGAGCAUCACUAAACACAUUAGAGGAUUAGGUACACUCUGAAAGUGCGCUGCUAUUGUAGCGACUAGAGAGGGCCAGGGGGGAAACACUCACUUUGACCUCAGAGGCUGCAGUCAAGAUAUCUAAUCAGGGGAAGUGUUAGUGUCUCUCUGUCUCCUCUCUGUGGAAAGACAGAUAGGAUCACUCUCCCUAUGUAUCUGACCUACAGAAAAGUCUGGGAGAGAGGUGAGGGCCUGUAUUUGUUUAGGCCCAGGCUGAUGAGAGACUGAUAUGAUUAUCAUUCCAGGCCAGGGAUAGUUAUGUACUGUACUGUAUCCACUGAGGGGAGGUGAGAUAUUAGAGACUGGCUGUAGACAGACGGAGACCUCCAGUAAUGCUACUGUAAUGGGCCUGUCAGGCAGCCGAGAUACUGACAGGCAGCCGAGAUACUGACAGGCAGCAGAGAUUGGGACUUCUGUACAUGUCAGUUCUUGUCCCGUCACCACCAGCCUUCAGAGGGCCCCUGGCUCACCUCUGCUUCCCUGACUUUUCCAGCAGGGGGUGAUCGUGGCGGGGGGUGAGGAGUACAUCAUCGAGCCUCUGACCCCGGCCGAAAACCUCACGAGGGGGGAGAGCCGCCCCCAUGUGGUUUACAAGAGGUCAUCUCUUCGCCACCAGUACAUGGACCAGUCCUGUGGGGUCAUCGGUAGGUAGAGCUGUCUGGGUACUGGGUACAACAUGCCCAUUUAAACGCUCAUGUUUCACAGGUUACGAUUGGAUCAGCAAACAGUUGUUUAUGAUAUCUGCUGUACAAGCAGUCUCAGUUUACAGGACAUAAUAACCUUGUUUUAAUACAUGUACAUUAAUGCCACUCUUCUCAUCAGUCAAAAUGUUGUGGAGUGGCUCUUAUCAGGUAGUGUACCCUCUCCUCUCUCAGUACCAUUAACCGCUCUUUGUGACUGUUCUUCAGAUGAGAAGCCAGGUAAAGGCAUGUCCUGGUGGCAGAGGACUCUGAAGACCCCUCCCAACCCCAUCGGCCGAGGCCAGCUGCCCCUGAAGAGGUCUGUGAGCAGAGAGCGCUACGUAGAAACACUGGUGGUGGCCGACAAGAUGAUGGUGGGGUACCACGGCCGCCGGGACAUCGAACAGUACGUCCUGGCUGUCAUGAAUAUUGUAAGUUUCACAUCGAGUCAGAUCACUACAACUGGCAGGGUGGAAAACUCUGAAAAUACUUGAAAAAGCCCCAUAAUCUCCUUUUGUCCUAUCCACUUUGUCUGUGUUUAGGAUUGAGUCUAGGAUUGUUGUUACUGUAUUGAAUGGUUCUUCUGUCAUCUCCUACAGAUAGUGUAAUAGUAUUCUUUCACAGGAUAUCACUUCACACCCUGUUGAUCAGAUGGCUAAGCACACACUCAUGUCUGCAAUGUAUUUAAUGAAUGGUUGGCCUCAUUUUACUGUUCCACACCAGGUUGCAUCCAUCCUGUCACAAAAUCCCAAACAGAAGAAACUAAACUACAGGAGUGUACUGUAAAGUAACCCAAAUUACACACGUUUCUAGGUUGUAAGUGGUAGUGAUGAAUGAUGUGUCAGCUCUUUUUAAGACUGGUCUUUUCUUGUUUCCCUGGAGGUCAGGUUGCCAAACUGUUCCAGGAUUCUAGCCUGGGGAACGCAGUGAACAUCGUGGUGACCCGCCUCAUCCUGCUCAUGGAGGACCAGGUAUUCUCUUCUAGACCCAUUCUGGAAAAAUCUCUGCCUUUCAAUGGACUCAAUGGAGUCUACAUCCAUCCACCCUGCCUCCUCUGCAUCUCACUCCUAGUCCAGUCCAGCCUAGUUUCCAGGCCAGCAUCUAUGAGCUCCUUGUUUGUGUCCAAUUAUUGGCUUAAGUGUUCUUCCUCCUAUGCUCCCAGCGGAGACUGUCUUGUAAGUGGAGCCGUUUGCGGUGGUAGAGAGAGAGCGACCUGCCAGGCGGCCCAGCCAUGACUGCACUUGUUGUUGCUGGUGACCUCUCGGGCCAUUGCUAUGACGUACAUUAGUGCCCUAGAAAAGUGCAUAUCAAAAUAAAAAGCUAAAUAUGAAGGCAGGCAUCACUGUGGCCUAGUGUUCUGUCCACCUGCUGCCUGGUGAUUGACAUGAAUGUCACGUCAUGUUCUUGGUCCCUGUCCAAUCCACCAGGCCAUGGCACUGUGCUAUUAACGGCAUGCGGUCAGACUGAGUGCCAGGACAGGGUUACACUCUCUGGCGUAAUGUGGACAUUAUAAGCUUCAGAGGGUAUUAUAAGGGGACUAGUGGGUUUGCAGUGAAGGUACUGUGGCAGUGUAAUAACCCUUUUUCACUCACAGCUCCUGUCAUCCUGUAUACGCCCGGGUUGAAAUUUAUAGAUUUUGUCAUUGAUAAGCGCCUUAAUUGGAACGCAGUGGCUGUACAGUACCAUGCUAUACAUGACAUCAGAGUUUCUCCACUUCACAGCGCUGUAUGGGUUUUCACUGACAGCCGUUAUAAACUUGAGCACCGUGCGCAACAAGAAGAUUCCCCCAUCCCUUCCACUAAUUGGGCUACUUUUUGCACAUUUUGUUGUUGUCUGAGUGAGGGAAAUGCUGUAAAUCGAGAGGAGUCGAUGUGUUCUGAAAGAUGAGACUUUGAGGAUUGUAAUAAAUACAGCUUUGAUGUCAUACAAGCAAACCACACACCCAUGAGUCCAAAUGUGCACUUCACAUUUCCAUAUUUGAAAACUCAUGUCAUUUACAGUAUCAAUGUUUACGAUCGCUAUGUUUGAUCCACAGUUACAAGGAUGACAUGCGUUAUACCCGGGGUCGUCCUGAACAGAAUGAGCCUAUGUUUGUCGUAUUGUGAAGAAAAUUUGAGGCGGAACACGCACAUGAAUGCACUCCUGUCUCCAUUCUAAACCACUCUAUGUCUGAAGUGCCUUUUGAAAGCCUAGCACUGUAAGAUCGUAUUCUAUUACUUAGAUAACCAUGUUAGCAAUAUAAUACGCUUUCAAAUGAUGCCCACCUGACCCAUACUGCGAUUUUAAAGUGUAAUGAACAUUUUUGGAUUGUGUAAACAACAACAGUAAUUGUGUGAUGGUGGGAAUGCAGGUAUGUGUUCCAAACAAAAAACUAUAAGUGUGCUUGCUUCAGUUUCUCAAUAGUAAAGCUAGGAGAGUUAAAAAAUGCACCUUAAAGUGGAAGGCUCUUUCCUUGAGCCAUAAAAAUGCAAUGAAAUUACUUAGGAGCUGUGCACAGUUUGGAGAGGUGUGUCCACUUGGAGACACCAUUGAGACCUCACUCAAACCCUUGUAGUCUUUUUUUUACCUACUACAAAAUGUAUAUAAAUAUUCUUAUUAUGUUACUGAAUGUAUCCAGAGUAUUUUCAGAUUUCGUAAUUGACAAAUGCUGUGAAAAGUACAGUAAAUGUAAAAUGCACAUCAAAUCAACAGUGUAAUGUUUGGAUUCAGUCUUGUGUCAGGUUAACUGUUGUGUCCUCAGCUUUUGGUCUGAUAAUUUCACCAUCAUCUCCAAAGUGUUCUUUCAAUUGCUACCAUUGUCAUGCAUAUGAUUUUUAUACUUCUUCUGUAAGAAACAUUUCAGUUUGGCCCUAUCCAUAUAGACCAUUUCCACGAGUGUAAAGGGUUAGCAACCUGUAUGAUUCAUACCAGACAGCUGAAAAUAAGCUCCUGAAAUUUGCCCCGGGCGUAUGUCAUCUGACAAAUAAAUAAAUGUUAUGAUCAUUAGCAGUAGUAUUAGUAUUAUUCUUGCCGUUUUAGUCUGUUGUGGUUGGGCUCAGACCAAAAGUAGUCUCCCAGAGCAGAGAUUCUGCUGGUUCCAGCUGAAAACUGCCCCUGGAAAACAAAACAGGCCAGCCAGCCCACUGAGCCCAGAGAUGGAUUGUGGGAUGUGACAAUUACUAGUUAUGUCACCACCAUGUGCAUUCCUGUGUUACCAGCCUUACCCAGCUGUAGCUAGGAGAGUAUUCCCUCACCCCUGCCAGGGUGGCUAAUGGCAGAGGGAGAGCAAAGCAGUAGACGCUCCUGUCCUUAUCAGUCCAGUUCAAUAGCCCCUUGGCAGAGGCUCAUUCCACAGCUAUGGUUAUACUGAUAAAUUCUGUUUAUGUAGGGAAAAGGAAUUAUUGGACCACACAGGGAAUGUCUGUCUCAUUACUCCCGUUGGCUUCUAAAUGAUUGUCGGUGGUGGCAGAUCUAUGAAAACCUAAAAGUGAUUUAUACAGUCAUUUGAUUAUUUCACUGUACUCUGUUCCUUAAUAUGUUGAUUUCAGUUUGUAUUCUGUCUCUGUCAGCCGACUCUAGAGAUCAACCACCAUGCAGGGAAGUCCCUGGACAGCUUCUGUAAGUGGCAGAAAUCCAUCCAGAACCGGAAUGGCAAUGGGAACGCCAUCCCAGACAACGGCAUUGCUCACCAUGACACUGCCGUGCUCAUCACCAGGUCAGCACUCAUAGCACCAGAACAUUCUUAGUGAUUCAGUGUUCACAACUCGGACUUUCGCGUCAAUCAUUAAUUGACGCCAAUCUGAAACUUUUGUGAACAAUCGAGAUAAGUGCACAGAUCUCAAGACCGAAUACUGCUCUUAGUACUGAAAGGCACCCGCUAGCAUUGUCAAUGCACAUAAUGAAACCUCUCUAGCCUAAUUCCUUAAUGAUCCACCACUGAGUCUAUUGGACAAACAGAAUAUAUUAUGCUCAAAUUCUUAUUUGGAUUACGGUUUUAGUAAGAACUUACUCCAUAUUCUGCCCUCGAGAUGCCUCUGAGUUCACAGGCUCCUUCCUUACCUCAUGGCCUGUCAUUUUCGGCAAAUGUGCGUUAGUGUCUGGUCCUGUCUGGAGUGAUGAAACCUAGGCAGUUAUACUCAACUGAGCAUCUGGAGAGAGAGCGCUGUAGAGCGAGAGAGGUAGAGAGAGGGAAGGAAUCAGAGCACAGCUGCCUUGAAUCUGACAGCCUUGAGCCGGGCCAAGGAAGCAAAGUGCAGUUUCAGAAAUAGUGAGGCACUAUUUAGGGGGGAAACGGCAACAGCAGUGGAAACACAAUACUGCAGAGAGAUACAACAGAGCACCAUUCACUGAAAAACACUCCUCUGCCCAUGCUUGGCUCCUGUUCCUAGUAGCUUGGAGUAUCUUGGGAUGUUUGGUCUGUGAGAACAUGUUCUUUAUAUGAAGACUUUUAUCAAAGAGGGAUGGAAAAUUAAGUAACCAUCAUUUUAUUUCCUGCCAUUGUUCAGACCGUAUCAGUUACUUAUCAGGUCUGUUAUGUGUCCAUAGGGCUUAGUGUCGCUGAGAGAGAGAGGGGGGAGGGAGAAAGCGACAGCGAGCGAGAGGAGAGAAAUAGUGUAUGUGUGAGAGUCUUUGUGUGUGUGAUUACAUGUGUGAGUGCUUUUUGCUGAAUGUAUGUUUUAGUGUAAGUGUGUGUCAGGGUGUGGACGCACCGACUGCCAGAGUAUUCAUUUUAGUAAAUUAUUUAUUUCCCUUCCUGUUCCUAGGUACGACAUCUGCAUCUACAAGAACAAGCCAUGUGGAACCCUAGGUAGGACCUCUGGUUAAACCUGGAAGCCCAGCCCAGGAGAGGGCUAACCCUGGGCAUACACACUGCACACACACACUGCACACACACAGGCCGCUUGUUGGGAAGCACUGAGCUUCAGUGUCAGACUAUAUAUAAUCUAAAGAGCCAGGGGAGGGGAUGUGACUCAGGAAACUGCCCUCAUUUUCACUAUUAAGUACCUACCUAUCGUAUCUCUGCUGCAGCUGACUGACCAUCAUGACUGACUAGCACAGUCUUAGAGUGACACAUAGAUGCAGAAUUGUAGGUUUUAGUUAAGUUUGUAAUGCAUGUAACUGUAUGUAUUUUUACUUGCAUCACCUCUGUAUGUGCUUCAGCAUGCAUGAAUUGGAACGGACAUUUCUGGCUAUGUUAGAGACAGUAUUGUGUGUGUCUCUGUCCCAGGUCUAGCUCCAGUGGGGGGGAUGUGUGAGCCAGAGAGGAGCUGUAGCAUCAACGAGGAUAUCGGCCUGGCCACAGCCUUCACCAUCGCCCACGAGAUAGGACAUACGUAAGGCGCUCACCCACGUCACCUAUAUCACCCUCAUAUCCCUCACCACUGGGGCCCUGAGUUGUUCCUGACCAGGGAAACAAUCGGGGCCCCAGUAACAGUUACAGCCUUCAUCACCUUUGACACACCCUUUGGUCUUUAGGCUCGGCUUCUGUUUUAUGGACCUACGCUGUUUCAAUAAACCACUCUUUCAUUGGUGUUACCUGUGACCCCUCAUAGGAAACCCCUGUCCUGGCUUCUGCACCUGCCUCUGCCCCUUGCCCCCAACCUGCCCAUAACCCCCACCCCUGCGCUGACCUGGGCUAAACUGGCCCAGCCUCAGCGUGAGAUUGCUGUUAGAUUAGAGCUGUACCAGAGGGAGAACUUACGUAAUUACCUCCAUGAGUAAUUUCCAUCAAUACACAACUUGUUAAUAGCUUAAUAUUUUUCUUUGUCAUAUUUAUACGCAAGUGGAAAAAGUUACGAGUGUGGCUGGUACACUAUAUCAUUCUGGGCCUACCUCAAUGCCUGGCAAUAGGCAUGUCUUUUGUACCUUCCCUUCAAGACACUUAGUUUUACUUGCUGGCAUACCAGCCGAUCUUACUCAUGCAUACAUAUUUAUCUAGGCGUAUGCCUGAGUAAUAUCGGACAUGCUCCACUGGACAUGCUUGUCAUUUCCAAACCUCUUCAUUCCCUGCCAUGAAAGAGGAUUCUGUUAGAUUUGCGCUGAUAUUUUCCUUUCAAAAGCCAUUACUUGGUAUCAUUUUAGAAAAUCCACUAUUUUUGCUAAGUAAUUGAGUGUGCCAUUUACCUACGUGUGGACACAGGCCUCUGAGGUAUUUUCACAGGUGGCAAACCCAUUGGUGCUCCCCCCUAAUGGCUAGUCCAGGUACCUUUGAACUGGAUGGGGUGCUUGUACCCUGGGGCUGUCUAGACGGUGGGCCUUGUCUUUUACAGUGCCUAUGGAAGUGUGUAUCAGACAGAGAGAGCAGAGCACAGAGACACUUUGCUGUCUGUUAAAUCUGCACAGACCCAGUUCCGCGCUCAUGGUGUUAAUGAGGUUAACAGGGAGAGGAUGUUUGAUACCAUCACCAAUACCCCAAUACCUUUUUCACACAUGCUCAGUCACCCAGGAGAUAUAUCAAUGCAGUACCAUCUGGUUCUCCCUGCAGGUUUGGGAUGAACCAUGACGGAGUGGGCAACGCCUGUGGCUCCCGCAGUCAGGAGACAGCCAAGCUGAUGGCUGCACACAUCACCAUGAAGACCAACCCCUUCGUCUGGUCUGCCUGCAGCCGAGACUACAUCACCAACUUCCUAGAGUGAGUCUGAGACUCACCUCCAAUGCAUAGGAUAUUAAAGGGAGUUGCAGGGCUUGUUAUGUGUGGACAGUGGGAUAGAGUAACUAGCUAGGUACAUUGUGGGUGAGGUCCAUGUUUGUUGGGCCUGUAUUCAUUGUCUUCUCCUGUUUGUGUCUGCAGCUCAGGUAUGGGCUCAUGCCUCAACAACGUCCCCCCGAAGCAGGAGUUUGUGUACCCAACCACGGCCCCUGGCCAGGCCUACGAUGCAGACGAGCAGUGCCGCUUCCAGUAUGGAGUGAAGUCUCGGCAGUGUAAAUACGGGGUACCUACUCACCUUCCUCCUCUAACUCGCUUGAUAAGGCUGUAUGGUCAUUUGUAGCUGACAGAUACAUUCAGUACUGUAUGUGUGACCCAUGUAGAAAUGAUACUCACACAAAUCUUCUGAUCCAUCAGUACCACGUGCACCAUAUGUCCUCUCCCUCCUUCCCCUACUCCAGAGCAGACGUGCGUUUCUCCUCUCCAUCUGUAGGCCAGCUCUCCUCUCCUCUCUGGCAUAUCUCUGGCUGUCUGCCCACUCUGAUCAGUGCAGCAUGAAGGCAGGGUAGCCAGUAGCCACUGGAUUUACUGCUAUUUAUUUGUCUCCCAGCUAGAGUUGACAUUUUAUUUUUAACCAGUCCCAUUGGUUUUUGGCCCCAUGUGUGAAGAGUUUAUGAAGAAAUAUUGUGCUAUCUUUAUUGUAUAACAUUUUUUAUUAGAUGGUCUAUUUUAUUGGCCCGACAGCUGAGUGAACAGACAUCUGGAACAAAAUAGUACUUUAUAGUGUCAUUAUCAUUGAUACUUUGCAGUCAGAGCAUAUGUAUACAAUAAAAUACAGCGCCAUAUGUUAUUGCUAUUGUAAAAGCCUUAAAUACAUUAGCACCACAGAGACCAGAGGUAGUUGAACCAACCACUGGUGCCGUCUGCUCCGGGUCAGUGGGCCCUCUUGGCUGGGCUCAUCAGGGCCUGUUGUCUCUAUAUGUUCUGAAAUGGACACACUCUGACAGCUCUCCCUGUGUCUGCAGGAAGUCUGCAGUGAGCUGUGGUGCAUGAGCAAGAGCAACCGCUGCAUCACCAGCAGCAUACCUGCUGCGGAAGGAACCAUCUGUCAAACCAAUACCAUAGAGAAAGGGGUAAGCACUGGAAUGUUCCAUGAUCAGCAGAAAUGGGGGGUGUUUGGUUUUUAUUUCAUUAGUUCCACAGCUUGUGCCUCUCCUGUGUGUGUUACAGUGGUGCUAUAAGAGGGUGUGUGUGGCCUACGGGACCCGGCCAGAGGGGGUGGACGGCGGGUGGGGUCUUUGGACCCCCUGGGAGGAGUGCAGCCGUACCUGUGGGGGAGGAGUGUCCUCCUCCAUCCGCCACUGUGACAGCCCCAGGUGAGUGAUGUGGAUCUCAACUCUGUCCAUAGGACGGACAAUAGUCAUUGAAUUCACAGCCACUGUAGAACUGUAAAGCCAUAGGGUUGAAUCUGGCUGGCUCUUCCUAACUUCCAAGCACAUCUGUUUGGAAGAGAGACGCCAGUCUACCACCAAUCAUUUUAACAUCUCACAAUAAUCACCCACGUGCAACAAUGACAGCCGUAAUAAAGGAUAUCAACACAGACAGUGGCAAACUGACUUCUCUCUGGUGUUUCUACUGAGGAGUUAGUCUGAUUUGACUUGGAUAGCUGAGUAAUAAAAAUACAGACCGAAAAGAUUGAAACAGGGUGGUAGAGCCCGGCUAGCCAUGCGGGAGGAGAAUAGAACCCAGUGUGAUUGGGGAGUUAUUGUUCAAUUGCACUCAGAUGUGUUUUGCCUCUGCUUUUCUGGUUCCAGGCCAACGAUUGGUGGAAAGUAUUGUCUGGGAGAGAGGAAGCGCUUCAGAUCGUGCAAUAUUGAUGUGAGUGGGGGAGCAGAGCAGAGUGGAGCAGCAGCUCCCUCUGAGAGGCCUACAGUACCAUCACCAUACUCAUCCUGGCCUGGCCCAACUCUACAGCUCUCAGACUGACCUAAUUAACAGCAGCCUGCCCAGCCCAGAACUAAUGCCCUCAGUGUGUGUGUGUGUGUGUGUGUGUGUGUCCAUGCGUGUGUGUGUUUGGUAGAGUGUAGAGGCUACUAUGAGUUCAGUCUUAUUUUAAAUGACUGCUGGCAGCAAAAGAGACAGGGUAGGGGAUACAGUGGGUGUCUGAUGUCGAGAGGCCUGUGAUUUGACUGACACAGAGCUGAUCUGUGCCCCUCUGUGUGUGUCUGUCUCAGGAGUGCCCUGCAGGCUCUCAGGAUUUCCGGGAGAUUCAGUGCUCCGACUUCGACAACGUUCCUUUCCGGGGGAAAUUCUACACCUGGCAACCCUACAGGGGAGGUGUGUACAGUAAGUGUGCGUGUGUGUGUACCCCCUCCCCCCUCCACAGCAGACUGUGAUACAUCAUUACAGAGGUAACUACAGUGUGUCUGCUCGGUUGUCAUUUCAGGCUGAAAACGUCUGAAGAUAGGGAGAAAGCUGACAUACCUGCCUGUGAGUUUACAGAGAAAGAAUAGUGCAGCAGCACAUAGAGAGAGCUGAGCAGGAGAGUGCUGCCAGACCGUGGGCCCAGAAAAGGAAGAGGGGAGAGCAGAAAAGAAGAGAGAAGUAGGGUAGAGAGAAGAGUAAAGGGGAAAGCUGCAGACAAUCUCCUGUCUGGCUAGAAUGCCUGUGCUUGAUGAGCGCUGCGCUGGACGCGAAAGAUAAAUACUUUCGACGACAUAGCUGCCUUUAAUCUACCAGUCCAAUAACAUAAUGGCUUACAGAGGGGCCCUCUCCAACUCCAGGCAACAAGUGCUCCUUUCAUCAAGUCAGCUGAUUUUACAAUGGAAAUCCCUUGCAGCUGUUAAAAUACGAGCUGUGCCACAGUCUGCCCUGCGUUAGGGCUAUAUCACACAUCCCAGCCCCCUUCUCUCCCCUCACUCACUCACUCACUCACUCACUCACUCACUCACUCACUCACUCACUUCUUCACUCUCCUUCUACAUUCCUCCCUCUUUCUCCCUCUCUGUCCUGCUUUCUUUCCCCCUCUCUCUUGCUAUUUUCCUCUCUCUCUCUCUCUCUCUCUCUCUCUCUCUCUCUCUCUCUCUCUCUCUCUCUCUCUCUCUCUCUCUCUCUCUCUCUCUCUCUCUCUCUCUCUCUCUCUCUCUCUCUCUCUCUCUCUCUCUCUCUCUCUCUCUCUCUCUCUCUCUGUCCUGUACUCGGACACCUCUAGCAGGCCAUCGGGCUCGACUCAGACAGCCAAGGACAGUUCAUUCAAAAAAGUUUUAGCAGUCAUAUACAUUUUUUUCUGAGGCAUGAGCCAUCCACAUUGUUGAGCUCGGUCCAACAACUUUUGCAGGAAGCCUUCCUCCAGCAGGCCCACCAAGUCAGUCAGCCCCCGUCCAUCCAUCCAUCAUCCCACAGCUUUGUCAUCCGCUAGCCUCCCAGGCAGCACAUACUGUACCUGUUUCAGCGGUGCCAGCACAAACAGAGCCCAAAGUGAUUGCAACAACUUUUCACAGUGGAACUAGCUGGAAAUGGGUAUACUUGGCUAGUGCACAGCCGUGGCAGUAUUAGAUGACUUGUCAGCCCAUAAAGUGAUAUGUUAGUGCACAGGCUGCUCUUCCAGCCCGUAGGGGGUAACAGUUUGGGGGGUUGUGGGCUGUGAUGCCAGAGAACCCUGGCUAAGAGAGUGGAAAGUCACUCUGCUGCCUGCCUGGUCCUGACUGUCGGCUGGUACCUCUGUGCUCCCUGCCUGGUCCUGACUGUCAGCUGGUACCUCUGUGUUGCCUGCCUGGUCCUGACUGUCAGCUGGUACCUCUGUGUUGCCUGCCUGGUCCUGACUGUCAGCUGGUACCUCUGUGCUGCCUGCCUGGUCCUGAAUGUUGCUCGAUUAGCACUUAUUUCUGCUCUCACAUGACCAGAGCCUGGCCAGGUUAUAAAGCAUGGAAACUGGGUUGACCAAAGGGGGGUGGUGAGUAAAGUGAGACCAUGGCUGUGUUGUGUUGUAUGUGUGUUGCAUUGUGUGUAUGUGUUUGUGUUGUGUGUUGGGUCGGCCCAUAGAGCAGAUGUGCUGGCGUUUCCGUGCUGAGACAUUGAUUGGCCUUGUCAGCCAGUAAGAGAGCUCAGUGUGGUCGCUGGCAUGCUCUGUAAUAUGGUAUAAAUGAGAGCACCUGUCAGUGCACAAAUACCCCCCCCGCCCCCUCUCCCUUUCCUCUCCCCCUGUCGGUUUUUGUGCAAGUCUGCAGGAUUACCACAUUCCAGUUUCCCAGGGAAUUUGCUGAGAGAUGCACUAUUUCUGUUAGCGCCCUCUCGUUCUUGUUGUUGUGAGCAUUUGACCCCACUGUGCUGUUAGCGGAACCAAAAGCCUCAGAACACACAGCCCCUGAUCAGUCCCAGACCUUAGGUGGUAGAGGGGUGACACAGACAAAGAGGGGGCCGAGGGGACAAAAAGGUUAUGUGUGUGUGUGGAUAGAGGGAGUGAAGGGGGGGACUUAAUCACAAUCAGCUGCUUGUUCUCUUGAUGUUAACAAUCCAAACUGUGCUCUCCCCUCUCCAGACCUCCUCCACCUCCCCACUCUCCUCUCUGCCUGCUUGUUCUCUUGAUGUUAACAAUCCAAACUGUGCUCUCCCCCCUCCAGACCUCCUCCACCUCCCCACUCUCCUCUCUGCCUUUGGCACCCGAGUCCUUACAGCUGUGGGGGAACAAACUAACUGGGUGGAACAUAAAACCCAUUAAAAUACCAUGCGUGGUCAUCAGACACAUUAGAGCAGCCCGUGGUGUUUCUCAGUAAUGGAGGGGAACGGCUGGAGUAAUUGUAUUGUGUCUUCACCCAACAAGAGGCAUCAGGCCUCACUGCUGAAAGUGCAAAUAAAGAGCGAAGUGGAAGUGAUUUUCUUUUCGUGUUUGUGAUAACGUUGUGUAAUGUUGUAAACCCGACAGAGCAGCACAAUAUCGCAUUGUGUAAAUGUUUUUGAGUAAUGAAAUGGUGUGAAAGCCAGUGUGUGUGCCAUAUAAAAGGCUGAGUCUGAUGUUGUUGUCUCUGCUGGCUGCUGCAGAUCCUAUAGAGGACCUCCGCAGCUGGCUCUCUGGUCAACUCAAUCUAGCUCUUAAUCAUGCUAUGUGUUGUUUACCAAGACACCUAAUGAAACGUACAGCUCUUAAUAACCUCUGACUUAUUUCUGAUGGUAUUGUCAUGUCCUUGCCAAAACACCAGCCGUCUAUGGGAUCCUAUAGAUGACCUUCACAGCUGCUCCUCUCGCCACCAGCCUGUACCGUUGAUACCAGGCAGGAUGGGUCCAUGGACUCAUGCUGCUUAAGCCAAAUCCUGACUCUGCAAUCAGUAUGACGCAACAGGAACAAGGAUUUGUCAGACCAGGCAAUGUUCUUCCACUCCUCAAUUGUCCAGUGUUGGUGAUCGCGUACCCACUGGAGCCACUUCUUCUUUUUAGCUGAUAGGAGUGGAACCCUGUGUGGUCGUCUGCUGCAGUAGCCAAUCCAUGACAAGGAUUCGACGAGUUGUGCGUUCCGAUAUGCCGUUCUGCACACCACUGUUGUACUGCGCCGUUAUUUGUCUGUUUGUGGCCCGCCUGUUAGCUUGCACAAUUCUUUCCAUUCUCCCUCGACCUCGCUCAUCAACGAGCUGUUUUAGCCCACAGGACUGCCGCUGACUGAAUGUUUUUUUUUUUUUUUCACCAUUCUCGGUAAACCAUAGACACUGUUAUGCGUGAAAAGCCCAGGAGGGCGGCCGUUUCUGAGAUACUGGAACUGGCGCGCCUGGCACCGAUGAUCAUACCACACUCAGUCGCUUAGGUCACCCGUUUUGCCCAUUCUAACGUUCAAUCGAACAGUAACUGAAUGCCUUGAUGCCUGUCUGCCUGCUUUAUAUAGCAAGCCACGACCACGUGCCUCACUGUCUGUAGGAGCAAUCCAUUUUCGUGAACAGGGUGGGAUACCUGUCCGGUGAGUGUAUAUUGUUGUUUACCCAACAGUAUCACAACAAUUCAUGAAAAUAACAAUGCACAGCUCUUAUAAACCUCUGACAUGAUGGUAUUGUCAAGGCAGGGUAUUUGUUGUUUACCCAAUAGUAUUACAUGACAGCUUAUUUACAUUUACAUUUUAGUCAUUUAGCAGACGCUCUUAUCCAGAGCGACUUACAGUUAGUGAAUACAUAUUUUUUUUAUACUGGCCCCCCGUGGGAAUCGAACCCACAACCCUGGCGUUGCAAACGCCAUGCUCUAUCAACUGAGCUACAUCCCUGCCGGCCAUUCCCUCCCCUACCCUGGACGACGCUGGGCCAAUUGUGCGCCGCCCAUGAGUCUCCCGGUCGCGGCCGGCUGCGACAGAGCCUGGAUUCGAACCAGGAUCUCUAGUGGCACAGUUAGCACUGCCUUAGACCACUGCGCCACUCAGGAGCAAAACCAACAGUCCUUAGCCUGCGUUUACACAGGCAGCCCAAUUAUGAUAUUUUGCCCAAUUAUUGGUAAAAGAGCUAAUCUGAUUGGUCAAAAGACCAAUUAGUGGAAAAUAUCAGAAUUGGACUGCCUGUGUAAACCCAGCCUUAAAAACUGACAUGAUGAUAUUGUCAGGUCCUUGCCAAAACACCUGUGAUCUAAUCAAGACCUCUAAUCAAGACCUCAAGACCACCGAGAGACGUAGGAUUGUGGGUAAACCCAACCCAAAUGUGUUGCAGAAUCUAAUCCGGGAUCUAUUUGUGUUUGUAUUGAUCUAUUGUCUCAUGUCCCUCUUCUCUGUGCUGCUCUGUUGUCCAGGUGGAGUGAAGUCCUGCUCACUGAACUGCCUGGCGGAGGGAUAUAACUUCUACACAGAGCGUGCUCCGGCUGUGGUGGACGGGACCCCAUGUCGAGACGACUCUCUGGAUGUCUGUGUGAACGGAGAGUGCAAGGUGAGACUGCUCCGUCCUUUCUAUCCUUUCCUCUCAUUUAACUCUUCUCCUCCUGGUUGUCUUGUUGAAUUAGUAUUGCCUUUCAGAUGGUAGUGCUCACUGCUCACAAAAACAAUGCCGAUUGUUCCCCCGUCCUGUUGUUUUUGGAUGGCUUCAGAGCCUGUCAAGAAGCAGAGUGGCUCUGGAACGGGAGGGGAGGAGGGAAAAACGAAAUACUCUCGCUGAAUGACACCAAACCACAAAACAUCUGAAUUGUUGUUUUGUGGUUUUCUGCAGCUAUGUGGAGCCGAGCUAGAUUUCAUUAGGCAGUUGAACGGCCAUCCCUCUCUCCUCUCUUGGGCUUUGUUUGGAGCUGUCUCAGGGCCUGGGCACGUGGAGGUGGUGUGAGUGGAAUUAUCUGGGCUCGUCCAGACUCCGAGCCUGUUUAUCAACAUCUCGGCUCUGUUCUCCUCUCCUCCUCUGUUCUGUUCUGUGUGUAGCAGGAACUCAGUGACCCUCCAGCUCAGCUGACCCUCCAGCUCAGCUGGCUAAACAUAUUCACUUCAGCCCCUUCUCCCACUUUCUCUCUGUUUCUUACUCUCUCUCUCUCUGCCUCUCUCUCUGGGUUUUUCCUAUUCUGGCAUUCUCACUUCUCAUCUCUCUCUUUAUCUCUUAUUUUCUAGCUCUCUCUGUUUCUUUCCCUCUCAUACUCUCCUUCUCUCAUUAUAUCUCAGUUUCUAUCUCCCAAUUUCUUUCCCAAUCCUCCCGUCUCCCUCUGAUAUUUAUGGUGCAUAUAAAAAGGCGAAAACAGUGAGGAGAAAAAUGUAAGUAUUGUUUGCAGCCUCAUGGUGGUUAGGAUCCAGAGAGUAAGGGAUUGAUUUGAAGCGAGCGAGGGAGAGGGAGUGGAGAGAGAGCGGGAGCAGAGAGAGAGAUGUGUGUGCUUGGAAACACAUGCGCAGGCUGCAGCAGGCUGCCUGGCCUGGGCCAGGCUCACCAGGGGACACGGCCCAGAGCCCAGUCUGAAUUGAAGGGCCAGAGCCCAGUUUGAACUGAAGGGCCCAGUCUGAAUUGAAGGGCCAGAGCCCAGUCUGAAUUGAAGGGCCAGAGCCCAGUUUGAACUGAAGGGCCCAGUCUGAACUGAAGGGCCAGAGCCCAGUCUGAACUGAAGGGCCCAGUCUGAACUGAAGGGCCAGGGCCCAGUUUGAACUGAAGGGCCCAGUCUGAACUGAAGGGCCAGGGCCCAGUCUGGAACAAGUCCUGCCAUUACUAAGGGGAAAUGGCUUCCACAUUGAUAGUUAAUGGAACCUAGACCUGCCUGGGUCAACAGGGUUUGAAGUGCCCCAGGGUUGCUCCAGCCAUCCAUUCACAUGUUAGAGUUACUGUACAGUGCAAUAGUUAAUUUAGACCAACAUUUGUGUUUACUUUGGCUUGAACCGUCUGUUGGUAUUUGGUAUUUUUUGUAUUUUAUUAGGAUCCCCAUUAGCUGUUGCGGAAGCAGCAGCUUUUCUUCCUGGGGUCCACACAAAACAUGAAACAUGACAUAAUACAUAACAUUAAUAGACAAGAACAGCUCAAGGACAAAACUACAUCAAUUUAAAAAAGGCACACGUAGCCUACAUAUCAAUACAUACACACAAACUCUCUAGGUCAAAUAGGGGAGUGGCAUUGUGCCGUGAGGUGUUGCUUUAUCCAUUUUUUUAAACCAGGUUUGCUGUUCAUUUGAGCAAUAUGAGAUGGAAGGGAGUUCCAUGCAGUAAUGGCUCUAUAUAAUACUGUACGCUUUCUUGAAUUUGUUCUGGAUUUAGCGACUGUGAAAAGACCCCUGGUGGCAUGUCUGGUGGGGUACGUGUGUGUCACAGCUUAGUACAGGUUGUGUCUUAGGAAUGGGUACGUUGUUGACAUCCUGUGCUGUCAGUUUAUUCAUUAGGCACCUGGGAAACGUUUCAAUCAGCCUCACUUCUGAAGGACUGUGUGUGUUCUGCUUUCCUCUCUAUAGAGGCUAGUGGCUGUGUCUGUGUGCCUCUGCCUGCGCCCUCUGAUCUGUGGCUCUUGUCUCCCUGCAGCACGUGGGCUGUGACCGGAUCCUGGGCUCGGAUGUGCGGGAGGACCGCUGCCGUAUCUGCGGGGGUGACGGGAGCAACUGCGCGGCCAUCGAGGGCGUCUUCAAUGACUCCUUGCCUGAAGGAGGUACAGUUUAGUAUACAGAGCAGGAGUCCAUUCACCACAAUACUGCUAGGAAGGAAUCUUAACCCAGUUCUUUGAUGCUUACUGCACAAUGAUGGUCUCUACAGUUAGUUACACUAUAAACCCCAGUGUACAGUCUGUGUGGUACAGCAACAGUAGUGGUAGUUCAGUGGCAGGAGGUAUCAAUAACUGUCUGAGUGGGGUGGGGGGUUGGGGGGCUGAGGAGUGGGGUGGUAGUGGGCCCCUCUCUCAGGCCAGGAAGGCGUGGACAGACAGACACUGGGGGGACUGUUCUGUUCCAAGACUUGGCAACAGGACACGUCUCUCUCUUUAAAAGACCCUGAUUGCUGCGUUUCUCUGUCCUCAAACUCUUUGCUCCCUCCAACACCACUUCUAGAACAGGCCAAUAACACAUACCUCUCAAUUAGACUGGGGAAUAAAAAUGAAAAACACAAAUAAAAUGUCAAAGAAGAAAGGGCCUGUGUUUUGGACCAGGGAGCUCUUUCAACGUUCUGAGAAUGAGAUUUAGUUAAGUUCGAGACAUCCAUCGAGAGAGAUUAUGCAACCUAAUAGUUUUAUGGAAAUUCAAACAAUGUGUGCAUGCAUUUGGAUUCUGACAUGAGCUAAAUAUGUGUUGGACUGCUGCCUUGCAAUGUGAGUUAGGGGACCUCAGACAUUUUGAAAGUAAUGUAUAAUUAUCUGUUCACAUGCAAGCUUUCUAGUUGCAUGAUCUGCAGACUGUACCAGUUAAUCAUAUAGAGUUACUGGUGAAUAUCUUGCCCUGCCAACUCCCCUCCAUCCAUCCCUCCCUCCUGUAGGUGCAUAAUGACCUUUUAUUUCGGUACCUAUUUCAGUCUAAACACUCUGGCCCUGAUUAAUGGUUUGUGAUUAAUUCUGUGGAAACAUGUCAGGGGAAAACUGAUACAGCCCAGCCAGGCUUACAGAUGACGCCAGGCUCAAGAAUUAGCCAUCACCAUCUCCAAGAAAACCAAGCCGUUGUCGAGGGCUUGAGGUAGGCUCAGCCUAUAGCUGCUCAGUUCUGAUCAGGAGACGCUCCAGAGGUCUCAGUUCCAUCAUUCCAUCAUAGUGAUGACUGUUGGAAGGUUUGUGGUCCUCUGUCCUAUUAUAGAGCCAUGGGUAACUUCACCCUGCAGGUACAUGAUACUGCACUAACCCUAAUGCCUUCUCAAAACACUCUAAUAAUAUAUAUAUAUUUUUUAAGUACGGUCAAACUCCGAAUACUUUUCCUUCAGGCUAUCACGUGAUUAUGUGAGCUUUAAAGCAUAGUUAAACUCAGAAUACUUUAAAGUGUGGUCAAACUCAGAAUACCCACUAUUGAUCAAUAAUAACCCUGGAUCAAUUUCCUUAGAUCGUCUGAACCAAUUUCCUUAGGUUCUACCUACCACCGGCGAGAUUCAUUAUUAUAGGAAAAUAGUUCUGCCAAAUUGAACCCCAAAAUGUUGUGGAUGAGGAGGACGAGAUCUUUCACCACUAAGGCUCGUCUGGAAAACAGACCCUCACAGAGAUGAUUGAAUACGGUCUCUUACCUUAUUUUUUUAUUGUGGCCAGAGGGAUGUCUGAGGCCGAGCGAAACAGAUCAAAAAGUCAGGUCGCUCUCAUCUGUGUCACAGCACCAAAAAUUAGAUCCAAAGAUUAAGGCAGAGACUAUUUAAUGAUAAAAUAGAAACUUUAAUACAAGCAGCUGCAGGAUGAGAUCCACCUCCUGAUUUCACAGGGAAGAACUCAAGGAAGAAAUGGUUCCAUGUCCCUUAUAUAGUGGGAGGUGAUAAUACAAUCAUAUUGUUUACACAACAGUUAUUUUAUACAUCAACAGUUCCUGUCACGAACGUCGAAGGAGGAGGACCAAGGCGCAGCGUGGAAUGCGAACAUAUUUAUUUAAAUAAUGAUAACACGAACAAAACAAAAAAACAAUAACGUGACGUCCUUGGUUACAUACACAAACCAACACGGAACAAGAAACCACACCAAAUGAAUGCCUAACGGCUACCUAAGUAUGGCUCCCAAUCAGAGACAACGAGCUACAGCCGUCUCUGAUUGGGAGCCACCCUGGCCAACAUAGAUAUACAAAACCUAGAAAUUAACACCCUGGCUCAACAUACGAGAGUCCUCAGAGCCAGGGCGUGACAGUUCCGGAACACAAUGGCCUUGUUAGGGUGCAGACAUACCAGGAGUCUAUGAAAAGCAUAUCACAGUACAACACAGAACAGAUCCCAAAUUCUGCCACCACAAUAUGGAGACCUUGGGCUCUCUUUUUUACGCUGGGGAUGAAGGCUGUGGGGAGGGAAGGAGUGUGUGGGGUUUCUCUCGCGUCCAUUCGGUGGCACGUGGCAGGCAGUUUUAGGUGUGGGUUGCGGGAGUGCUGCGCCUGCAGAGCCAGACAGGUCUAUUUUAGGCCCUCUCCCUCCACGACAGCAGCAACUCUGCCCCCUCCACCCCCUUACCUCCCCAUUCUGGAACCCUCAGAGUGGACACACCCUCCUGGUGUGGCCGCAGCUCGGUGGCUGGGACCACACUGGCCGGCUCAGCAACAGCCUUAGCCUGGGCCUACACUCUGGCUCUUGGCUGAUUUACGAGCCACAGAGCACUCAGUCAUGUCUACCAGGUUUUUUAUGUCUCUGAGGUGCAGACCAAUCCUCACUCCCAGGAGGGUUUAAAUGGGGUUUGUUGUCAGGCGCUAACCAAGCAGUACAGCAGAUGGGCUGGUGUUUUGAGUAUGUUGUUCUAUCUAGAGAUUCACACCUAAGAGUGAUGAUGGUGCCAUAUUCUCCCGUGCCUCUGCAACCUUACUACUCCCAUCUGGUGUCUGCAUCUUCACCUGAGUUAUCACCUCAGACGCUCUCAUCUAUCUUUCUAGGUUCUCUCUUUUUCUCCUCUCUGUGUCUGUCUGUCUGCAUCCAUCCAUCCAUCCAUCCAUCCAUCCAUCCAUCCAUCCAUCCAUCCAUCCAGGAACUUUGGUUGUGGUGGAGGGUUACUCAGGGGUUGAGGGCCAGGGGUUUAUUGCUCUUUGGCUCUCUGUUUACCGCACAGGCCCCUGAUUGUUAACAGAAAAACCUCUCCCUCUCCAGCCGCCAGGAACCGCAAGUACAGAGCUGGGUUACUGAAAUUACUCACAGCACCGACUGCUGCACCAGAGAGGGGUCAAAAGUCAAGCCUCUCCUUUCCUCAGCGGUCGCACCAUUGGAAUGGGUUAUUAAAUUAUUUAUUCCGUUUUUUUUUAUGUGAGACUGAAGUUAUUUACAGGGCUGUGGUGGCUGGCUGGACAGCACAGCCUGGCUUCAAACAUGGUUAUUGAACGGUGCCCAGGAAUUUGGUUGGAAUCCGAAGUCUCUUUUUAUUCCAUUGAAGUCCCACAGAGUAAAACACUAUUUAUACAUUAUUCUCCCUCCAGUAUGUCAGUGAAUAAAACCUCCACCUUGCCUUUCUCUUCUUUCUUUGUGUGUGUGUGUGUGUGUGUGUGUGUGUGUGAUCCCAGGUUAUGAAGAGGUGGUCAGAAUCCCCAAAGGAUCUACCUUCAUUCAUAUUCAGGAGCUCAACGUCUCCCUCAACUACCUAGGUGAGAGUCUUCUGUGUCACAAUAUGUUAUACUGACAUGAUGGAUUCUGUAGUGUGCAUUCAGACUCAAACUGAAAUUAAAAUGUAAGUGCAUUGGCACAUCAGUAAUGCUGUUAUUAGAACUAUUAUAGCAUUUCAAAUCACUAACACAUUUUUCCUCAGUCAUAAGUUUGCAGUCAGACAUGCUCUCGUUCCUUCUCUGCUCCAGUGCUGAAGAGUAAAGGGGACCAGUACUUCAUCAAUGGGAAGCUGACCAUCGACACCCCUCGUAGGUUCGACAUCGCAGGGACCACCUUCCACUACCGCCGGCCCACUGACCAACCUGAGACCCUGGAGGCCCUGGGGCCCACCAACAUGACCCUCAUUGUCAUGGUAACAGCCUAGCUGUGUGUGUGUUAUUGUGUGUGUGUGUAACAGUAAUUAUUCUAUGUAAUAACAUACGCGUGUAUGUGUUUGUGUGUGUGUAGGUGCUGGUGAGGGAGGAGAACCCAGGGAUCCACUACCGCUUCAACCCUCCAGUCAACAGAGACCCUCUGAGUGGAUACGCCUGGCACUACACAUCCUGGUCCCGGUGCUCCGCACUCUGCGCUGGGGGUACCACCACUACUGGCUCUAUAACUCUGUACUGUACUCUUCACUGGCUCAUUGAUUGAUGUUAUUUGAUUUAGAAAUGCACACAAAACCUUUUAUUCAUUCAGUUAUAUCUCUUAGCCCAUAUUAAUUUAAUAUUAUUGAGGCUAAAUAUACCAUCAUGGUCACCUCAUGACACACCUGUUGUUUGUUUUACUAAUGAUCCAUUUAGCUGCUGUGCAGGGCUGGGUACUCUAUAUAGACGGUACAUUGACCUCUCUAGUAAACUCACUGACUCACUCAUGCACAGUGCAUACCCCUCACUUUCUCAACGGCUUUCUCAUAUUCCCUCACUCACACAUAUACACACACUGGUACAGAAAAAAACCUCAUAGUGCAUAUCCCCUGGUGGCUCGAGAGUUUUCCUAACGUAACACUGACCCUGGGGAAACAUGGGAAUGGAAUGUUCAUGAACAGAGAGGACUGUGGGGUUGGUGAAACUGGUCUGAAGCCAGCUUUGAAGUUACACACACACUCUUUCUUCGGUUUCUUUCUGUUGCGGGUAAAUGAUCCAAAGUAACUAGCUUGAUAUAAACUAAUUUACUUUGCUUAAAAGCACAUUUACUUGACCUUUAUGUCAGCAAAACAAAUGAAAGGAGAAGUGCUUAUACAAGUUCUACACUGUGAAAGGCAUUUACAUUUGAGUCAUUUAGCAGACACUCUUAUCCAGUAGAGUGCAUACAUUUUCAUACUUUUGUACUUUUUUCGUACUGGUCCCCUGCGGGACCAUGCUCUACUAACUGAGCCACACAGUGUGAGCUGCAUCAGAUGAAUGACCAAAGGAGUUGUGGCUGUUUUUAUAAUGUGUUUUUCUCUCCCUCUCUCUGUCAGGUGCUCAGAUCCAGCAGGUAGUGUGUAAGAAGCAAGCUGAUCACUCCGUGGUCUACAACCACUUCUGUGACAAGAAGAGCAAACCCAAAGACAAGAAGCGAUCCUGCAACUCUGAGCCAUGCUCCCCAAGGUGAGUGUCAAUGUAUCUGUCUCACUGCGUGUGUGGAGCUCCUCUGAUUGGGCCUUUAUGACUAUAUACGCAGAAUAAGUGUUUACCUAUCAUGUGUGAGCGUAUGAGAUCCUGCUGAACUAAGCCCUGUCUGUCUGUCUGUGUCUCCCCCAGCUGGGGGUCUGGGGAAUGGUCUGAGUGCAGUCGUAGCUGUAACGGGGGCCUGAGGACCAGAGAGGUGCUGUGUAAGAGGAAGAUCUCUCCUACAGAGGAGAAGGUGCAGGAUGACGGGGCCUGUACCCCCCAACGACCCCCCCUCACUGAGCCCUGCAACAACCACACCUGCCCCCCAGAGUGGCUGGCCCUGGACUGGUCAGAGGUACACCCAAAAUACCCCCAUAAGCCUACCCAACUUUUUUUUAAAUCUAACAAACAGAAUCUAGAGACUUCAAGAAAAAGAGAGAAGUUGCUUACCUCGACACUUCCUAUACCUAUGCAACAUUUCUGUGUGUAAUUAAUGCCACCUGCUGGUUGGAUUAUGUACUGUUCUCUGGUGUGCUCUGGGGCUAAAGAGGUUGGAGCUCUGACUUGAAUAACCUCUCCCUCAUCUCUCUCUCGCUCUCCCCAGUGUAAUCCCAGCUGUGGUCCAGGGUUCAGGCACCGUGUCCUUCUGUGUAAGAGGGGGGAGAGUGGAGACACACUGCCAGAGUCCCAGUGUCCCAAGUAUGGGCGUCCCACCACCAGGGUGCGCUGUAACCUGCAGCGCUGCCCACCCCCCAUGUGGGUCACAGGGCCCUGGGGAGAGGUAAGGCUGCGGCUAACAUGGGCUCUGCUCUGUAUUGAACUCUGCUCUCAUUCAACUAGACCUCCUACAGGUGUAGGACAUUUAUUCUGUCUGGUGCUUUAACGUGCGAGCGAGAGAGAAAGAGAACUGUGGGUUUUCAGUGAAUUCAUGUAAAUCACGAGGCUCAUUUGAAUUUCCUGCGUCACAUAAAAAUUAUCAGCGGCAACAGAGUGAUCAAAUUUAAGAUACCACAUACACUAUAUAUACAAAUGUAUGGGGACACCCCUUAAAAUGAGUGGAUUUGGCUAUUUCAGCCACACCCGUUGCUGACAGGUGUAUAAAAUCGAGCACACAGCCAUAGACAAACAUUGGCAGUAGAGUGGCCUUACUGAAGAGCUCAGUGACUUUCAACGUGGCACCGUCAUAGGAUGCCACCUUUUCAACAAGUCAGUUUGUCAAAUUUCUGCCCUGCUAGAGCUGUCCUGGUCAACUGUAAGUGCUGUUAUUGUGAAGUGGAAAUGUCUAGGAGCAACAACGGCUCAGCCACGAAGUGGUAGGCUACACAAGCUCACAGAAUGGGACCGCUGAGUGCUGAAACGUCUGUCCUCAGUAGCAACACUCACUACCAGUUCCAAACUGCCUCUGGAAGCAACAUCAGCACAAUAACUGUUAGUCGGGAGCUUCAUGAAAUGGGUUUCCAUGGCCGAGCAGCCGCACACAAGCCUAAAAUCAACAUGCGCAAUGCCAAGCGUUGGUUGGAGUGGUGUAAAGCUUGCCGCCAUUGGACUCUGGAGCAGUGGAAACGCGUUCUCUAGAGUGAUGAAUCACACUUCACCAUCUGGCAGUCCGACGGAUGAAUCUGGGUGUGGCGGAUGCCAGGAGAAUGCUACCAGCCCGAAUGCAUAGUGCCAACUGUAAAGUUUGGUGGAGGAGGAAUAAUGGUCUGGGGCUGUUUUUCAUGGUUCGGGCUAGGCCCCUUAGUUCCAGUGAAGGGAAAUCUUAACGCUACAGCAUCCAAUGACAUUCUAUACGAUUCUGUGCUUCCAACUUUGUGGCAACAGUUUUGGGAAGGCCCUUUCCUGUUUCAGCAUGACAAUGCCCCUGUGCACAAAGCGAGGUCCAUACAGAAAUUGUUUGUCGAGAUUGGUGUGGAAGAACUUGACUGGGCUACACAGAGUCUUGACCUCAACCGCAUCGAACACCUUUGGGUUGAAUUGGAACGCCGACUGCGACCCAGGCUUAAUCGCUCAACAUCAGUGCCCGACCUCACUAAUACUCUUGUGGCUGAAUGGAAGCAAGUCCCCGCAGCAAUGUUCCAACAUCUAGUGGAAAGCCUUGCCAGAAGAGUGGAGGCUGUUCUAGCAGCAAAGGGGGGACCAACUCCAUAUUAAUGCCCAUGAUUUUGGAAUGAGAUGUUUGACGAGCAGGUGUCCAUUACAUUGGUCAUGUAGUGUAUGCAGGUCCUUGACUGAUUUGAUGUAUUUAAGUGAAGAGGAAAUACUAGAAAAUGUUAAUCGUUCCUGUUCAGAUUUGUAAAGUGCUCUAUUGUCCGUCUUUACUGUUUCCUCCUAGUUUUGUGACCGGUGUCUCUCUCUCUGUUCUGUGUCAGUGCUCGGCCAAGUGUGGUCUGGGUCAAGAGAUGCGCUCUGUGCAGUGUCUUGUACACACCGGCCAGCCGUCCAAUGAGUGCCCAGACCUCCAGCGCCCGGCAGCCAUGCAGCAGUGCAAGAGCAAAUGUGACCUCAGCAGCCUACCCAUGGACAUCCCUGAGGGUGACCCUGAAGGUCAAAGUUCCACUGUAUUAAUUACUUUCUCAGUGUAUUUUCCUGCUAGCUUAAUAACCAUUUAAGUUAUACAAAUGUUUAACCUAAUCUUUGUAUAUACAUUCUUCCCUUCCAGAGUGCAAAGAUGUGAACACAGUGGCGUACUGCCCCCUGGUGCUCAGGUUUAAGUUCUGCAGCCGCCCCUACUUCAGACAGAUGUGCUGUAAGACCUGCCAAGGACACUGA